This is a messenger RNA of Cyphellophora europaea CBS 101466, 765 nucleotides long. RefSeq lists its product as uncharacterized. The record is from RefSeq and is a predicted model, not a curated record. Gene Ontology annotation, cellular component: cell cortex; plasma membrane; membrane raft. The coding region runs from base 1 to 765 and encodes 254 amino acids. The transcript is spliced from 3 exons. NCBI's taxonomy places the organism in Eukaryota, Fungi, Ascomycota, Eurotiomycetes, Chaetothyriales, Cyphellophoraceae. Gene Ontology annotation, biological process: fungal-type cell wall organization; cortical actin cytoskeleton organization; endocytosis.
AUGGCCUCAAAAGGAAUCUUUGGGCUCCUGUCCCUCAUCCUCGUCGCGGGCGGUCUGCUGUUGAUGUUCUUCAUCCUGCUGGCCGGUGCAGUCGACGGGGCCCCAGUCAAUCGCUGGUACUUCCUCGAAGCCGAUACGAGCAAUAUUCCGAAUGCGCCUCCACUGUCAAGAUGGACAUACUGGAAUGUAUGCGGUGUCGAUGGCUCCAGAACCGCCUGUGGGGAUGCCAACUAUGAGAAAGUGCACCCAGCCUUCCCUCUUGACCCGGCGAGCCACCGCACCUUCGAUACCGAUGUCAAUGUCCCGGAGAACUUUGUCCGCAAUCACGGCUACUACUUCUACUUGACCCGGUUCAUGUUCGCUUUCAUGCUGAUCGCUCUUUUCUUCGCCGUUUGCGCCCUCUUGACCGGCGUAUUGGCCCUCUGCACUCGGAUCGGAGCAUACCUGUCUGGCCUAUUGACGAUGAUCGCUUUGUUCUUUCAACUCAUCCAAGCUUCCCUCAUGACUGCUGCGUAUGUGAAAGGUCGGGACAAUUUCCGCAGCAACGACCAGUCUGCUCGCAUCGGCAAGUAUGCCUUCGGCUUCACCUGGGCUGCCGCGGCUUGUUUCUUCCUUGCCUCCGUCUUUUUCUGCCUGGGUGGCUCCCGGAGCAAGGACCGAACCACGACCAAGACAACCAAGCGCCGUAAUUUCUUCGGCGGCAAGCGAAGCAGGAGUACUCGAAGCCGAGGGAGCUUUAUUAAUGGCAGCAAAGAAUAUUCGUGA